UCGUAUUAAGUGAAUGCACAAGUAUAUAUUUUGUAGUGUAUGAACAUAAAUAUAGAGAUAUGGAUUCCUUAAAAGAGUGUUCAUGUGCGCCGUUUGCUGGAUGUUCUUACGAGGAAGUGCUCGAACAAGCACCGUGUCCGCCCCCAUUCUUCUAUAGUAGAUUCGCCGCGUACGCUAUUGUUCAAUCCCUUUGCAGUCCUCAGAUCUGUAAAAUUGCCAAGAGGUGUAUGACAACAUUACCAACAAAUGACUCACAACAGAUCAUACAGAGUAUCUGUUUCCCGACUACGCCGACAUUCUCGACAACGCCGAAAACAACAAUAAAAACACCACUAACAGCAACAGCAUCAAUAACAGCAACUACAACAACUAAUAUUAUAACAACAACGACGACGGCGAUGAUGCCAACAAUACCACAUACAACACCUGUGCCACCUCCACCGUGUUUCAGUUCAGGUUGCUUGAUCGCACUGAUUGUGACUUUAGUCCUCGUUUUCAUCAUAACUACUUGCAUCGUUACUUUGGUUGUGAAGUAUAAACGCAACGGCAAAUUUCAGAUAGGAAAGUGGAAAUCGUUCAGCCUUUUUAGAUAUAGAAGAAAUACGGAUCAAAAAGAUUUAUUCGUUCGAACAGAAAAUAAAAUGAAAGUUUGUUUUGACAAUCCUAAUUACAGUAUGUGUUUUGAGACAAUCGAAACUCACGAAUUCCAAGAACGUGCAAGAAUUUCUAACAAAACAUCAGAUGUUCAGGGAUCCAUUGUUGAAAGCAGAAUUUCAAAAACUGAAGUCGAAUUGCAUAAGAAGUGGAAGGAUGAAGGGUGUACUCUUGACACUAUCAUAACCGACCAGGUUAGGUCAGUUAUUCUGGUUGAAAAGAAACCAGUCGAACAACACAUGCAAGAAGAAUUAAGUGGUUCUAGAUCGAGCAGCAUAUUAAAUGAUAAAGAAACUGGUCUUAAUGAAAACAUGCUAGCAGACAUUAGUGAGAUUGGUUCAGCAAACACGGCGGUUUUGCAUGAAGAACAUGAAAAAACUGAAACAAUUAAUAAUGAGACAUUCAAUGCACAGAUAAAGCCCCUAGAGGAAGACAAAACAAAAGAGAAUGUUAAAGACUGUGAUGGUGAUGAUGGUGCGGAGACUAUUCAAGGAAACCUCGAAACUAUAGAUAGGGAGACAGUUGGUACAGCAACGGAAACAUUUGAUGAAAUUAGAAACAGUGUGGCAAAUAUUACAACAACGAAGAUAUUUGAUGAACCUAGAGAUAGUGUAACAAUUGGUACAGCAAAGGAGAUAUCUGAUGAAACUGGACAUAGUUUGUCAAAUGGAACAGCAAAUGAGAUAUCUGAUGAAACUACAGAUAGUGUGUCAAAUGGUACAGUAAAGGAGGUAUCUGAUGAAACUAGAAAUAGUGAGACAAGUGCUACAGCAACAGAUAUAUCCGAUAAAACAGACGAUACUGAUACAACUUGUACGGACACGGAGGUAUUUCAUGAUAAUGUAACUAAAGAAGACAUAUGUGACAGCACUUUCAAUAUGCACGAAUCGAUAGCAUAGGUACGUCAGACAGAAGGGGUUGUGGGAAACAAAUAUCAGUGAGAUAAAUAGAAUUACUAAGAGAUGUCUAAUGAGAAAGAGGAAAUUACUGCAAGUGAAGAAACGGUGUAAACUUAGUUUUCCAAACAGAAAUUUUGCUUGCUGUGAUAGAGGGAAACGGUCAUUCGCUAAAUUACAAAACGUGAUAUCACUAUUGAUAGAGAGAACGCUGUAUAAAAUGCUUGUUGUGUAAAUAGUUUCUUUUGCCAUUAAAAUUCAAUAUAAAGGACAACAUAAAGAUA
Molecule: messenger RNA, 1834 nt
Organism: Mercenaria mercenaria
Lineage: Eukaryota; Metazoa; Mollusca; Bivalvia; Venerida; Veneridae
Exons: 3
Coding region: 60-1553 (497 amino acids)
Source: RefSeq, a predicted model, not a curated record